Molecule: messenger RNA, 4858 nt
Organism: Bactrocera tryoni
Lineage: Eukaryota; Metazoa; Arthropoda; Insecta; Diptera; Tephritidae
Gene: ms(2)34Fe
Exons: 12
Coding region: 40-4845 (1601 amino acids)
Source: RefSeq, a predicted model, not a curated record
CAUAAUUUUUUUUUUAAUAAUUAUACAAACAAACGCGAAAUGUCCACGAGAUUUACUAAGACGCUAACGGCAAAUAAAUUUCAUGACUAUAAGCUAUAUGCGAUCAAUUUCCAAACGAAUUCUUUAAAUUCAAUAUGUGAGGAAUUCAAGAAGCGCGUACAGUCCGGCAUACGCAGGCGCAUCUUCAUAAUUGAUCUGGAAGAAGAAGCGAAACAACUGGCACUAAAAGUACGCAACACGAAACGCUUUGACAAUUACACCGUCGCUAUGGCUGCCAUCGAAGAGUGUUUAGACGAAUAUCGUCGCACGUCUCAUAUAAUUGCCGAAGAGAAGAAAUUCAGUUUAAUCGAUUAUUGGAUGGAUAAUCUAAAUGUGCCCACUGGUGCAACAUUAAUCAAAGAACAGCGUAAGUCGAGCAAAAAGGCGCCUAAAAAGACACCAUCUGUUUUACCGAAAUCGCCACCGAAGCUAACAAAAGCGUCAAAGUUGUCAAGAGUGGAGAUGGAGAAGAAAAAAUCAGUGUUAUCAUUCCCAACCUGUCCACUUUUAAUGCCGAAGCAACACAACACAGUUGGACGCCCUGAGCCACUCUCCAAAAGAAAGUACAUACAAGACGAACCGGAAUAUUCGAAAAUUUUCAUAAUCCUCAUUGGCGAUAUGGACAAUGAUUUCUAUGUGAAACUGUUGAGUGCUCGCGAACCACUCCAAGCAAUCAUACAUUUUCUGCCCGAGGAGUGUGGCUACGAUAUAUUGCUACCACAUCCGGAAGCCAAAGAACAACUUGCCAAUAUCAUCGAGCAGAUUCAGGUGGAUAUCUUUGAAAUGCGCGCAUUGGCAUUAACAAAACCAGUCGGUUAUAUGCAACAUUAUUUACCCGUUAUAUCACGUUGCCUCGCCGAGAAGUAUACAAACCAGAUCUAUGAACAACUCUGUCAUUAUUUGUAUGAUAUCGAAGUGCUGCUGCAGCAAUAUGAACAGUAUUAUAGAAAGCCAUUCCAAACCAUCGAUGUCGAAAUGCCAAUGAAGGUCAAUGUAGAGGCACUACAAGAAAUAGCCGAAUCCUUAGAUUUGCAGGGAACCUAUUUAACCGCGCCACUACCUGCUAUAGCCAGCGACGUGGCAACGGUUGCCAUCUAUUUUGAUGGACUGCUCAAUCAAAUAGCGGAGCGCGUACGCAAAUUGACGCCACAGCAGGCACAAAUCAGCACCUUGCCGUACAAACAAGCGAGCGCCAUGGACUUGAAUCAAGAACUACGCGAUGUCUACGCCACGGCUUUCGAUAGUAUUUUGAAGGUGCGACACUUUGAACGUUUAUGCAUUGCCGCCAAUAAUCUGCUAUUGCACGAACUGCUACUCUAUACAAAUAUCGACUCAUUCGAAACGGUGCACUAUACGAGUCUGGAGUAUAAUGCGAUGCGUUCGUACAUAGAUAACGGUUGUUUGAAAAACGUCUUCCAGGUAGAAGAAUACCAUGAAUUAUCAGACAGAGACUUCUUUCAGUUGCCAUAUUAUGCGAAAUUAUACUUUGGUGAGAAUAUAGUUAAGCAACAUUUGCAAAAGUGGCUCAAUGAGUAUAACAGCUGCGAGGUGGAUGAAAUUAUGCCCGGCUAUAAGUUGUAUCACUUCAAACGCGCAUAUAAUGAAGUGAAUGAAGAGCAACAGGUUGUAGUUUUACCAUCGCCGCUGUGCUUUCGCGAUUUUACGCUCUAUCAAAUGGAAGAGUUCAUUGAUGCCUUGGUCACGCCCGAAAUGAUACAGGCACAGUACGAGCAAAGCUAUACGUCUAUUCAAAGCUUAAUGAAGAAACGUAAAAAGGAUAAGGAUAAUGAUGGCAUAGAUAUGUCUAUAUUUAUAAGACCGACAUCUUUGAAAUGGAAAAAACUCAAAGCAUACAUGGAAACACACAUGAGUCAAGCUGUUGGCAGUCAAAUACCAUUACUACCGCAGUUGAGACCGACAGACAUGUCGGUGCAAAGAAAGUCUUCACAUAUGGAAGGUGUGCCCGGACUACCCUACAAUCAUCCUUUACUGCAAGGUUACAAUCUCGAAGAUGUACGUCAGGAAAUACAGAUAAAGAGCUCCAAAUACUAUUUCGAAGAGGGUGGUGUGGAAUUAUACGAGGAACGUUGGUGCUUCACCGAUAUGAAUAAAAACUUAUUGUUAAAUGCAAAUGAUAUUUUACUCAAUAUAUUUCGACCGCGUUUUUGGAACACCUCAGUCUCACCAUGUCUGCGUUUCACGAAUAAAAAUAAUGUCUCAUUGCGUAUAUUAAACACUGCGAAUGAAUGCGCUAAAAUUGUUAUAAACUAUCCCAAUGGUUUGACCAUAUAUCACAAUGAGCAACAAGUCGAACAAGUAUGGCAUGUACUAGACACGUUCAAUAGAGAAAAGAGUCGUUUGUUUAUCGCCGAAGGUGCUGUUAUUGUGCACUACCAAAACGACGAACUCAUAACGGUGAUGCGUUAUAAUGGCGAAGUUUAUCGCUUAUAUCAAUAUGAAUUUCCCGAGGGUGAGGAAGAAGCCUUCCAGGAAAUGACUGAAGAAUUGGAUUCUUCGCUGAAAAUUGAACAAGUCGAUAGCACUGCAACUAAAGGCACAGGACGACGUACAAAACGCGAUACGAACAGAGAUCAGGAUGUGGAUGAUGAGAAGGAAAAGGAUGAAGAAAAAACAAAAAAGAAAGUUAAGCUAAAAGCAAAAGAAAAGGGAGAGAAUCCGAAAGAUAAGGUUUCAGUUAAAGCCUCGGCACGUUCUAAGGCCUCAUCACAUAAAUCCGUGGCUUUCGGAGAGCAUAAACACAAAACGCGUAAGGAAAUGCUUAUUAAGUCAAUCGACAAUGAAUUGAGAUUUCUCAACGAACUCACACAAAAGUAUUCGCUCAAAUACUUGCACCUGAUUGUGACGUCAGCAAAUGGAAAUAUCGUGAACCUCACACAUCGGGGUAAGGUCUACAAAGGUCGCUCUAAACCAACUAUAGAAUGGCACGACUAUUUUGCGAACGAAAGCUAUGCCGAACGCGGUGAUGGUGUACGUAUGAUUUGGACCGCGGACUCUCUGAAGUGUUAUCACAAAGAUGGCACCGUUUUAAUAACAAAUAUAGAGGAGAAAAUUGAAGCAUUCGGUUUCGAUGCUGACACCGCUGUGACACUGAGUUCUUCUCACAUGGACGAGGACUUUGGCGAUUACUCCGAUAGUUUAUCUACUAGCCGUAAUGUGAAAGAUGGUCACCGUUCUAAGAGCACUUCACCUACGCACAAACAAACACAUAAAAGCGUCACGCCGAAGACAUCACCUUCCAAUAAAGCUGGUAAAAAACUUAAACGCGAAGUGUCCGAUGUCAAAUCGGCAUCACCACACUCACAUGCUCCAUCAGCAAUGUCACAUUAUUUUAUAUCCGGCGAAGGUGAGGAGGCACGUAAAUAUGAUGAUCCUUCAUAUGUGUGUAGCCGCUAUAGUAGCUUUCAUAUGUUACAUAAAAAGUAUGCCGAAGUGCAAAUCGACUUGUACGAAGUGCCGGUAAAUGAUAUUGUCAUCACUAUAAUGGCCAUUGAUGGCAUAUCGGCAUACAUCUACAAAGUAUUACCGACAAUUGAAAAUUUAAAUUUAGACCAAUACGCGGAGGUACCAAAUUUUCGAGCCACAGGGGGUGAAGGUGUUACAGACACCCGCAAGAAUACCGCAACUACUAAGAGCAGUUCAAUUUACACCGCUGGCAGUGAACCGCAUAUGUCUGACUCGGGCAAGUAUACGAUUGAGGAGGAAAUUGUCGUACAGACGGUAGUAAAAGUUAGUUUCGGCAAUGCUUUGAACAUAUCAACCACUGAAGAAGCAUGUGAACUCGGUUUGGAGUUGGAGCGUUAUGAUGAGGAGAAUAACAAAGUACGCGACAACUUGGAAUUGCGUUUCGAGUUUAAGCAAAAUAUUACCGAUCUCUUUCAAUAUUUUGUGGAUCGCAUAUCGAAUUUCAAAAACUAUCAAAAGCCUAAAUCGUGUGAAUUGUAUUUUUUGGAGCAUCAAAAUGAAGAGUGUCACACAACAGGUUAUCACUUCCUUUGUAAGCUACCGCCACCGAUGGAAUAUAAUUUCUCCGCUGGGAAUACUUUUACCGAACUGAGACAACUGAAGAACGUCAAGCAACUAAUGACUAAUGAUUAUGCUUGGUUCGAGGAAGAUAUGAAGAAGUUUCCACGUUUCCCAUUAAAACGAGAACGUGUGCCACCUAUAAACGAUACUUUUCCAUUCGUUUUGCUCGCCAACAUGUAUGUCAAGAUUCCAAAAGCUCUAUGCAACACGGCAGAGAUACAUAAAUUUGUGGAGCCCAUUGAAGAUUUCACCUUCAAGAGCACACAACAUCACCUGCGCGAUGCGAUCGAAUAUUAUUUACGACCACGAAUACGUAUCGCUUUGGCACAACUCUGGAGCGAAAACAAUUGGAAAAUCAAGCUAGAAGAUCAUAAACGUCGCAUGUUUCGUGAACAGCAACGCACUGUGCUGUAUAAGGCAAUGUUGCGCCAUCAGGUCUACCCCAAAUAUUGGCAAUUCCGCGAGGACUUUUACGGUCAUGUCAAGGAUAUUGAUUUCUUCAAAUUUGUCAUACUGCGCUGCUAUAAACCCGAAGUAACUGAAGUAGAAAAAACUCAAGAAACUACAGAAAAGGUGCGUUUUGCAACAGAGACGAGAACAAGUGCCGAUAAACCACCACCUAUGGUAGCCUCCCCACCUUCAAAGCCAAAAUUCACCGAAAGUGGUUUGCAGUUGAGACAUUCAAUGGCAAAAUAUCGUGGCCGAACUCCACCCAAAUGUAUAACAACAUUAACGCAUAUUACCGAUAAAUUAGAUGGUUGAAAUAUAUAUUUGA